Molecule: messenger RNA, 562 nt
Organism: Amphimedon queenslandica
Lineage: Eukaryota; Metazoa; Porifera; Demospongiae; Haplosclerida; Niphatidae
Exons: 3
Coding region: 31-411 (126 amino acids)
Source: RefSeq, a predicted model, not a curated record
UUUGGCUCACUGCUAGAUGCUCUUAAAUCUAUGAAUGAGAAUGCUGCACCUGAAAAGUUAAAAGAAGAAUCACUUUGGUUGUUAAAACACUAUAGUGGGGGCAUAGCGGAGACAGGCUGUGCACUAAACUCUCUCCCUGAUGCACCAGAAGAGGGUCUUGAUCCAAUGACUGUUACUACUGAAGUUUUAAACAUUGCUGAAAAGAUGAAGAAAGAUGAGGAACAGAAGAUCAAGACUAACUUCACUACCUUCACUCCUUUGUGCUAUAUAAAGAAAGGAGAAACUGAUUAUUGUAUAAGAGUUAUGGUUGAUAAUGGUAAAAUAGAUAUCUGUGGUCAAUAUUGUGCUGGUUCUGUCAUGAGAGUUAAAGUAAAGCAUGUUACUGAAGAUGAUGAUCAGACAUUCUUUUAACUUUACAUUAAAUCUGCCCAGUUUAUUAUUACAGCUGCUUCAUUAAUUAUUAUUUUAACAGUAUUUUUGUAUCACCAGUAUAUAGAUCUGCUUUUUUAUUUUUAAUAUUUUUAUGAACAUACUAAAUUUUUAAGAUACACUAUUUUUAGUA